Brienomyrus brachyistius is the source of this 2337-nucleotide messenger RNA. RefSeq names its product 3-monooxygenase/tryptophan 5-monooxygenase activation protein, gamma polypeptide 1 (gene ywhag1). Gene Ontology annotation, molecular function: protein kinase C binding. The record is from RefSeq and is a predicted model, not a curated record. Gene Ontology annotation, cellular component: cytoplasm. Bases 133 to 876 code for a protein of 247 amino acids. Gene Ontology annotation, biological process: signal transduction. NCBI's taxonomy places the organism in Eukaryota, Metazoa, Chordata, Actinopteri, Osteoglossiformes, Mormyridae. The transcript has 2 exons.
GGGGGGUGGGGGGCACGCGCAGACAGCAGGGAGCAGCUGCAGCAGCAGGAUCUCAGUGCAUUUCGCUGCAUUUGCUACUGACACCUCAACGUUUGCAGCAAGAAAAAGCAGAGUAAAGUGCAUUCCUUCAAAAUGGUAGAUCGCGAGCAACUGGUGCAGAAAGCCCGGCUGGCCGAGCAGGCUGAGAGAUACGAUGAUAUGGCAGCCGCCAUGAAAUCGGUGACCGAGCUGAACGAGGCCCUGUCCAAUGAGGAGAGGAACUUGCUAUCUGUGGCCUAUAAGAACGUAGUUGGUGCCCGGCGUUCCUCCUGGCGCGUCAUCUCCAGCAUCGAGCAGAAGACCUCAGCCGAUGGCAAUGAGAAGAAGAUUGAGAUGGUGCGCGCCUACCGCGAGAAGAUCGAGAAGGAGCUGGAGGCCGUCUGUCAGGAUGUGCUCAACUUGCUUGACAACUUUCUGAUCAAGAACUGCAGCGACACGCAACAUGAGAGCAAAGUCUUCUACUUGAAGAUGAAGGGCGACUACUAUCGAUACCUGGCCGAGGUGGCCACGGGCGAGAAGAGGGCUACGGUGGUGGAGUCCUCUGAGAAGGCAUACAGUGAAGCUCACGAGAUCAGCAAGGAGCACAUGCAGCCAACCCACCCCAUCCGCUUGGGCCUGGCCCUCAACUACUCCGUCUUCUACUACGAGAUACAGAACGCCCCAGAGCAGGCCUGCCACCUGGCCAAGACCGCCUUCGACGACGCCAUCGCCGAGCUGGACACCCUCAACGAGGACUCCUACAAAGACUCCACACUCAUCAUGCAGCUGCUCCGAGACAACCUGACGCUGUGGACGAGCGACCAGCAGGACGACGAGGGAGGCGAGGGCAACAACUAAGGAUGAAGCCACACUCAGAAAAAAAUUAAAAAGUGAAAAAGGCCCGUGGACUGUGGCAGCCGCUUUUGCCGACGAUACGACCGCAGCACUUAUUUAUUUUUCAGAAAAUAUCAAUUAAAAGAGGGAUGGGGAGGUCACACAUUAGUUCAAAAUGGUUAAAAAUAAUUUUCGAGCUGCCUACUCUGUGACAUUUGCCAAAACACCAGUUAGAGGAUAAAGUCAGUGCGUCAAGAGUGGUUGCCGGUGUGACACGGCGGCCGGACGCUGGCGUAGGGACUGUUCUUGUAGUGAAAACUCAGCGGAGCUGCAUAUUUAACUUUAGGGCCGAGAGAGAUGCAUUUAAAACCGUAGAGAGAUGCAAAGCUUGAGCAGAAACUUGAAUGUCAUCACAUUCGCCAAAAAAAACAAAAAACAAAAAAAAAACCAAAAAAACAAAAUAAAAUUAAAAAUCUUGCAGUGAUUCCAGUAAGCAUGAGAACAGUGCCACAUCUCAGCCAUUUCAGAAGGACUUUGGGAUUCAGGCUACACCCGUUAGCAGUGGAAAUUUCUCAGCCUCUGUAAACAGGCUUUUGUUUAUGAGGAUCCCCAAAUUAAAUUUAUUAUCUCCAUUGCCCCCCCCCCCCCAUUACACUUCAUGCAGUUUUUCCUCAUUGUAUGUUGACUACAUACAAAAAAACACCAUUGUCAUUAUUAUUAUUAUUAUUGGUGUUCAUUAUUAAAUCACUUGGCAAACACCUUUAUCCUGAAAACCUACAAAUGAUACAGCCACAAUGCAUUACGAACAGAACUUUAAGCGUUUUGAAUUCGACAUUGAAAAUUUAUUAUAAUCUCAUAUUUCGAAAAUAGAGGAAAAAAGAAAAUAUGUUAAAGGGAGCAGAGGAACAGUGACCGUUAGGGCUGCAGUCUUGUGCUUCAGUCGUGUGUUUUAUGACUAUUUAUCGUUUGCCGCGCUGACCGUUAGUCCACGGCGUGCGCGUGUGUGUUUGUUGCACCGCCGUUGGCGUGACCCUGUAAAUGCACAGAGCGUUCCGGAAGCGCGUGGCGUUAGGAGACACGGCGAUGCUGCUGGGGGCAGAGCGCUGCCCACCAUCUUAACGCGGCUUUGGGAUUCGUGGUUUACUUUUUGUGUUUUUAUUUUUUUAUUUUGAAGAAUUGCACUUGCCUAUUAUACUGUUUCUUCAGUGUAAGAUGAUUACUGCUCCAAUAUUCUCGAUAAUACAGUAUUGUGCAUGCUGGUGAUGUAUUUAUAUACUGUAGCCUGUCUUUAUUAACUUAUACUGUAGGUGUUAUGUAUUCAUAUGAACAAGAAAGUAACUAGACUUCAGUCAGAUAAUUUUUCUAUUUAUUACCUUUUGUUCGAUUGUUUACGUUUUUGUUUUUUUUUUCAUUUGCUGAAGUACGCUAUACCAAAACAGUGAUUGUUAACAAUAAAUUGAUCUGUUAUGGACUUUGUUAUAGUGA